UAUAUACAGUUAUUCAUUUAUAUAUUUAUUUAACAGAUUUUCAGGGCAGUAUGAAAAGGAAAAAUUCUAAUUGAUAACACACAGCUAACUUACCAUAUACCAAAUCAAUACUUUCAUAUACUAUACUGAUGACUCAAUCUGGCAACCUUUUACAGCACAUCCUGUUUAAUAGGGCACAUUUGCUUGUCAUCCCUCCAGCGAUACAUGAUUUGGCAUCUUUUCUAACUUCCAGUCAGGUGCUCACUGACAUGUUCUAUCAGAUUUAUAUAUUAUAUUACUAUUUAAAUACUUUCUACAUAUUUCUGUAAUAAAUACUGUAGUCAUUAUUUAAUAUUAUGAACACCAACUACAGUAGGUUAUAUAGAAUAUUUUAUACAAAUAUAAUAAAGAUAUAAAUAUGUACUGGAUAUUUCUGAAAACUUUAUUUAUUUAGGUUAUACCGAAAAUUUCAGAAAACUAUUGUAGCGUACAGUUACGGUCCUAACAUUUGCAGAAAGAAAAAUAUAACAUGGGCAACUGCAACCGGAUUAUUUAGAAAACCCGGGUUAUUAGUGCAGUGAAGAUUUGAAGAACAUAUGAAUCGUUAAAAAAUGCAAAGUUGUGGUUUUACAGCGUAAGCUCUCAAUAAUUUUGAUUCGAAACACGCCUGUACUAAAAUGAGAUACCGGUGUAGCAAUUUCAUUUGACACUCAACCAGGAUUUUAAUAAUUUCUCACACCCUGACCUCCCGUCCCAGUCCCACCUUAAUUUAAGAUUAAAGUGUUGGCAUUUGGUCACCAAAGAGUAAUAAAAAAAGCAAUUGAAAACCAUUAGAAAGUGCUCCUUAUAUCACAUUUAAAGCAUGGGUUCAUGCUAACGCAUUGCAGAACUGUAAAAAGGUGAAAUUAACAUCGUAACAAUGGUCUACUUCCACGACGAUUGGUGCGCUGCUGCAAUACUAAUACUGGUGACAUCAGAUAGGUUUCGAAAAUAAAACCAAUCCAUUAUGAAUUGAUAUGUUCUUCUGAACCCGCUGAUCAAUAUUAUUUCCUUUUGUAUGUACAUGACUGACCGCUUGACUAAAAAAAAUAAAAAUAAAAAUACCCCACCAACAUGUUCCUAUUUUGGUCUGACCGUGAAACAAUACCGAGUGCGCUCCUGUGGUAGGCUGGUGGAAAGUGUUCUUAUAUUGUAGUAAAUAUAUCAGGUUACACCUGCUUCCAUUACCUGUAAUCCACGUAGUUUGAUUUCUGUUUAUGUUCUUUUUUAAUCGUAACUUAACUAUGCUUUAGCUUACCGUAUUAAAAUAAAUAUUUCCAGACACAAUACAAAAACAUAUGUUUUACCCACAGACAGAAAAAUAUAAGCUUGACAAAAACAGAACUGCAUGUUUAGCUGUAUGUUUAUGUCAUACUUGUAUUUUCAAAAGACACAUUUCUUCUUUUAUAGCUUCUUUUUUUAUAAAGAGAUGACAUUAUAAACUUUAUAUCUGAAGGUAUUUUUUUAGCAAAACAUUUAUAGUAACUACUUGAAGUUAUUUUUUGUCUUGUAACAAAAUACUGCAAUACUGCAAUUCUAUACGGGUUUUAUAUUUGAUCACAUGACGUCCCUUUAAACUUAUUUUGAGCCGAUUCUGUUUCCUAAUUAAACUCAGAAAAAGCUGUUAAUUACAAAACAAUGUCACUUGUGUUUACCUUUAUAUCUUGACUGAGCCCGAUUCUCUUUCGCUUAAUUACAUUUCAUUAUUGCAGUGGCAUAUCUAUUAAACCCAUUCUUUUAAUCGGUAGUGUUCUCUUUAUUAGAAGGCAGAGACAUCUUAACAACGACCAAUGAACAUUUAAAGGAAGAUUUGGAAAAAACGAAUAGUUGAAGCUCUUUAUAGUGCUGUCUAACAAGGCACAUGUGUGUUCAUCGUUUAUUUACUCUGGUUUGCCAGAAGGUGGCAACAAACCAUAUACUUGACAAACAUUUUAAUACAGUAAAAACAUUCCACGCCAUCGCAUAGCACAUGGCAAACGUGAAAACAAGACUUUAUUGUUUUUUGUUAUAAAUGACUGCGUAAUUGUAUCUCUUCACGUGCACUUUCUAUUUAAAACACAUUUCAAGUACCCUCGGUGCACCAUAGUCAAUAAGCUCACCUUUAUACAGGGUGCGUCUGGGAUUCUGUGUAACUGCAUCUAGUUAUUAUAACGUGCAGUUGAAUAGAAAAUUAAAAGUGUGAAUUUCAAAAAUAGAUGUGACCUUAACGGAAGUAACUGAUAAAAUAUGCAGAUAUAAAUGGAUCUAUGCUACUGCGGCUGGUAUACUUGCUUCAAGCUUAAUUGAACAGAGCUUGCAAUUUGCUUAUUUCAAAGUUAUAUCUUUAGUUCCUAAAAGUUAUUUUAAAUAAUUUGUCAGGUUGAUGUUUAGCCAGCCAUUCGUUUACUGUGAGGGAUUUCCCAUGCUAUGUGUUACCUUAUGUGCUAAUGGACUUUUAUCGCUCUAGAUUAAUUUCAUAGAAUUCAACUAGCGGAGAGUUCAGAUCUCAUGAGUUUACUGAGUAUUUUAUUGCACCUAGGCAAACUUCUGCAAACUGCCUGCGAUCGUUUCAAGAAAGUCCCGCCCCUCUGCACCGCCCAUUAGAAACGGGAGCCUAUUUAAGUAUAAAGUUCCCUUUUCUUAGUUUUGUGUCGAUUAAGAAAUCUGAUCGAUUUCAGAAUUCAGAAAGGGCAUACGUAGCAGAGAGAUGAACUUAGACAGUGACUGCAGCAUGUCAGUCAGUUGUGGCAAUGGGAAACUUAGGCAGUGGCUGAUUGAGCAGAUUGACAGCGGGAAGUACCCAGGAUUGGUUUGGGAGAGUGAUGACAAAACCAUUUUCAGGAUUCCAUGGAAGCAUGCUGGCAAACAAGACUACAACAGGGACGAAGACGCAGCCCUCUUUAAGGGAUGGGCACUCUUCAAAGGGAAAUACAGGGAGGGGAUUGAUAAACAAGACCCCCCUACGUGGAAAACAAGGUUACGAUGUGCCUUGAACAAGAGCAAUGACUUUGAGGAACUGGUGGAAAGAAGUCAGUUGGACAUUUCAGAUCCUUAUAAAGUUUAUAGAAUAAUACCGGAAGGUUCAAAGAAAGGAGCCAAACAAAUUAGCAUGGAGGAGCAGUCGGUACAUAUGAACUCGCUUGGCUACACUAUGCACCCUUCAUAUCCGCCCCUGCAAACUCAGGUAUCUAACUACGUGGUGCCUCAUGAACGUACCUGGAGGGAGUAUGAGCAGCCUCACUCUGAAAUGCCUUACAGCCCAUGCCCAUAUCCUGCACGAAACCUUCCCUGGCAAGGGGCUGCCUGCGAAAAUGGUUACCAACUAACAGGAUCAUUUUUUUGUUCACCUACUGACUCACAACCUCAGGGUCUUUCACUAGAUUCUGCCAUGAGGUCUGCAGAAGCUUUUGCACUCACAGAUUGCCGUCUAAACAUUUGCUUGUACUACCGAGAAUCCCUGGUAAGAGAGGUGACAACAACAAGUCUGGAAGGCUGUAGGAUAUCUUCAAGCCCAAGCAUAGAUGACAAAAUCUAUAGCUACAGCACCAUGGACCAGGUCAUUUUCCCCUACCCGUUUCCAACUUCGCAGAGGAAAGGCAUGGAGAAGCUACCAAACCAUCUGGAGAGGGGGGUGCUGCUGUGGAUGACCCCCGAUGGUCUGUAUGCCAAAAGACUGUGCCAGAGCCGGAUCUAUUGGGAAGGACCUCUUUCACCAUACAGCGACAGGCCUAACAAACUUGAAAAGGAACAGACCUGCAAGCUGUUCGACACACAGCAGUUUCUGACAGAACUGCAAGGCUAUGUCCAUCAUGGACGCUCGAUGCCACGGUUCCAGAUCGUCUUGUGUUUCGGUGAUGAGUUUCCUGAUCCACAGAGGCAGAGGAAGCUGAUCACAGCUCAUGUUGAACCCAUGUUUGCAAAACAACUGUAUUACAUUGCUCAGCAACAUAGCACUGGUCCUGUCAUUAGAGGAUACGAUUUACCCGAACACGUCCCUGCUCCUGAGGACUACCAAAGGGCUAUUCUGCACCCCUCCAUCCAAGAAUGAAGAUACAUUUUAGAUUAUGUAAUAUUCAUUUGGAUAACUGAAUCACCCAUGGAAGGUAAUGUCACUUAGUAUGCAGUAUCUGAGAGGACAGAGAACACAAAAAGAAGAUACGUGACAAAUGAAUUUACCUUCACAAAAACCACGGAAAGAGGAACUAUCUACAUGUUAGAGGGAAACUGAAAACUGACAAAACAAUUGACUUGCAGGCAAUUUUGUAUUUCUAUCAAACGAAUGACUGCGUAAUUUUGCAGAAACUGCAAUAUUUAUUUGUUAUCCCACCUUCUCAAGCUAGAACAGAACUUUUUUUUUCUUCAGCUGGAAGAAAAGCCAUUAUUGGGUACAAUACCCUAACACUUUUAUGUUUUUUUUUUAUGUUUUUAUUUUUAUUACAUAUUUCAUUUUGAUUAAAUGUCUUUUGUUUGAAGACUUA
Acipenser ruthenus (sterlet) is the source of this 4475-nucleotide messenger RNA. Its product is annotated as interferon regulatory factor 4. Gene Ontology annotation, biological process: regulation of transcription by RNA polymerase II; immune system process. Gene Ontology annotation, cellular component: nucleus. The coding region runs from base 2705 to 4045 and encodes 446 amino acids. The transcript has 9 exons. The record is from RefSeq and is a predicted model, not a curated record. NCBI's taxonomy places the organism in Eukaryota, Metazoa, Chordata, Actinopteri, Acipenseriformes, Acipenseridae. Gene Ontology annotation, molecular function: RNA polymerase II cis-regulatory region sequence-specific DNA binding; protein binding; DNA-binding transcription factor activity, RNA polymerase II-specific.